AUGCUCCGCCCACCCAUCUGGGAGCCGCGAGCCGGCCGCCCCGCCCUCGCGGCGAAGGUGGCUGCCGAAGUGGGCGGGGAGGUCAGGGAACUCAAAGUGUGCCUGCUGGGGGAUACUGGUGUGGGUAAAUCAAGCAUUGUAUGGCGGUUCGUGGAAGACAGUUUUGAUCCGAAUAUCAAUCCUACCAUAGGGGCAUCUUUUAUGACCAAGACUGUCCAGUACCAAAAUGAGCUACAUAAAUUCCUAAUCUGGGAUACAGCUGGACAAGAACGAUUUCGUGCGUUGGCACCGAUGUACUAUCGAGGGUCAGCAGCAGCCAUCAUCGUUUAUGAUAUCACAAAAGAAGAGACGUUUUCAACGCUGAAGAACUGGGUGAGAGAGCUCCGCCAGCAUGGCCCCCCUAGCAUUGUGGUUGCCAUUGCUGGGAACAAAUGUGAUCUUACCGACGUCAGAGAAGUCAUGGAGAGAGAUGCUAAGGACUACGCUGAUUCCAUUCAUGCCAUCUUUGUAGAGACCAGCGCAAAAAAUGCAAUAAACAUAAAUGAACUCUUUAUAGAAAUUAGCCGAAGAAUUCCAUCCACGGAUGCCAACCCGCCGUCUGGCGGCAAGGGCUUCAAACUCCGAAGACAGCCAUCGGAGCCAAAGCGAAGCUGCUGCUGACCACCCGGGGCCCCACACUAAUGAAGAAGCAGGUGGUCCUGGAUGUUGCAGGAGGACCAGUCCCUGCCAUUGGCAACUGCCUCGUGCCCUGGAGUCUUCUUCAUGCAAAAAGGACUCAGAGGAACUGGCUGCUGGGUACUCUUGGAAGACUACAGCAGGUGUUUCCAAAUGCAGACUUGUGUCGCGGACUCUGGUGUGCAAAGGGACCACAUCCUUGGCUGCUGACAUAGCUGAAAGGAGCAUCUGAUGUAUGGAUGGUAGGACUGAAUUGCAGGUACUUUUGUAAUCAGGAUGUCGUGUAUCAUUUGUAAAGGGAAACGAGCACUUUUGUGGAUCUUAAGGGAAAACGCUAUGGAGAUGGUUAUCUCCUUGGUCCUUGUCGCUGGUGUCAGAGUAGCAUCAUUUAAGAUGUGGAAAGUGAUCACAAGUGGAGGGAUGGUUGGCCCUGGGACAGUUUUCGCCAUCUCUCAAGCACUUUCAUACACCACAGCGGCGGCGGCCUGGUUCACCUCGGGUUUACUUCUGACCCUGUAUGUGUCACCACACAUUAGUUUUAUCAUUACCUUUCUCAGUAAGCUCUCAUGGUCCAGGUGAUGGUGUAGAGAUGCUACCUGGAGCCAGUUGAGUUACAUGUGUCACUGAUGAGCAGUGGUUUAAAAGGAAGAGAGAAAGAACAAAGGAAGUGAUUUUUUUUUUUUUUUUUUUGGUUUUUGGUCCAGGUAUUUGGUGGAAAAAGAAAACAAAAACAAAUGUGUGCUGCCUAGCAUAUGUACAUUUGUAGUCUAUAUUUAUGAGACCAUUGCUUAAAAUUAUAAAUUAUGUAAAUACAUUAAUAACUUCUGAAUUCCACAUUCAGUACUCCAUUUAGUCGUGCACCCACUCAUUUUUCAGCCAGUCCACAGGAGAUUUUGAAGCGCAUUCACCUUGUGCAAAAGCAUGGAACACUUAGCUCACAGCUCCUUCCUCCUCCCCUUGCCCUUCUGCAUCCCAUCUGGAAAUGGUAAUAAAGACAUAUGCCUCCUUGACAAGCGACCAGUCCUUGCUAGCCUGGGGCAAGUGAGAGCCUAGCACCCAGCACUCACCUGGCCUUGGCAGUGGGGAGCUCAGACCAACUGUGUUGAGAGUGCUUUGCAUAUAACAGCCAGUUCGCCUCCCCUCCUUUAUUCUCUCUUGCCUCUGCUAGUGCUUUGCACUCUUUUCCCUCAGGAGCCUAAUGAGGUUCUUAAUAUAAUCUAAAAAUAAAGCCCCCAAGUGAAACUGCUGGAAA
Messenger RNA from Myodes glareolus (Bank vole), 1927 nucleotides. The record is from RefSeq and is a predicted model, not a curated record. NCBI's taxonomy places the organism in Eukaryota, Metazoa, Chordata, Mammalia, Rodentia, Cricetidae.